Molecule: messenger RNA, 3011 nt
Organism: Odontomachus brunneus
Lineage: Eukaryota; Metazoa; Arthropoda; Insecta; Hymenoptera; Formicidae
Product: transmembrane protein 184C-like
Exons: 11
Coding region: 514-2727 (737 amino acids)
Biological process (GO): dTMP biosynthetic process
Cellular component (GO): cytosol; mitochondrion
Molecular function (GO): thymidylate synthase activity
Source: RefSeq, a predicted model, not a curated record
ACUGCCCUUUUUUCGAGACGAGCGACCUUCCGGUUUCUAAUGGCUGUGCAAAAUAUCGCGGAAUGUCAAAUUAGUGUGUACGGCGAGAGUAGCGUUUGCGUGAUUUUUCGGCGCGACACAACCGCGUUCAAGCCAGCGGACAGGUCGGCCGGUGGCGUCGCCAUCGUUCAGGAAUUAAUUCGUCGUGACGAAACAGUAAAUAAUUUAAAUGCGCAUUACGUCAGACGAAUCGUGAAGGGUUAAGAGGAAGCUCGCACCUACGUAUACGCAGUCAUUGUCAGCUGAUUCAUUCUCUCGCUAAGCAGUUUUUACGCGUCUUUUUUUUUUUUAACCUGUCACGUUGAAACGCAGAGGCGUUCGUAACGUUGUCGUUGAGGAGCGAAUAAUGAAUGGGAUCUCGCGCGAGGUCCUCUUGUCGAAGGAGCGCUGAGACGCGAGCGGUGUCGCGUUUUUAAACAAAGUCAGACCAGCCAGUCUGGAAUUAUGUGACGGUGCCCAAAAUAUCGCAGAGUGAUGGCUUCGAUCUGUCGACGCUGGAGAUUAUGGAUAUUGCCUGUGCUGACCUGCCUAUAUGCGCUAAUCAUUGUUAUACUUGUACCAAUCUUGUUGGUUAAUUCUAUUAAGACUGGCUUCAAGAAGCAGGAUGCUCUGGUGGGUGGCGCCUUUGUCUUACUGGCGUUGCCUAUUGCCUUUUAUGAAAUUGUCCAGCAUAUGAUAUACUAUACGCAACCUAGGUUACAAAAAUACAUAAUAAGGAUAUUAUGGAUGGUACCAAUUUAUGCGGUGAAUGCUUGGUUAGGUUUGGUAUAUCCCGAAGGCAGUAUAUACGUGGACAGUUUAAGAGAAUGCUACGAAGCUUAUGUAAUAUACAAUUUUAUGAUGUAUUUAUUGGCCUAUCUAAAUGCUGAUCACCAAUUAGAGCAUAGACUGGAGAUCUCUCCUCAAGUACAUCAUAUGUUCCCUCUAUGCUGUCUUCCCGAUUGGGAAAUGGGAAGAGAAUUUGUACAUAUGUGCAAGCAUGGUAUUUUACAGUAUACAGCAGUCAGGCCUAUAACAACUGCAAUAUCAUUUAUCUGCGAAUUGAACGGUGUCUACGGAGAAGGUGAAUUCAGAGGAGAUGUAGCUUUUCCAUAUAUGAUUGCUCUAAAUAAUUUGUCACAAUUUGUUGCCAUGUACUGUCUGGUACUUUUUUAUCGUGCCAAUGCAGAAGCCUUGAAGCCAAUGAAACCAGUUGGAAAAUUCCUGUGCAUUAAAGCUGUAGUAUUCUUCUCAUUUUUUCAAGGAGUAAUAAUAUCUUUAUUAGUAUACCUCAACGUUAUAUCUAGCAUUUUUAAAACGGACGACACAGACUACAUCAGGAAUAUAUCGUCAAAGUUGCAGGAUUUCCUAAUUUGCAUAGAAAUGUUUUUAGCCGCGGUAGCGCAUCAUUACAGUUUUUCCUACAAACCAUUUGUCAAUUUAGCGCAAGGCCAAGCAUGGUGGGAUGCAUUUAGAGCAAUGUGGGAUGUUUCCGACGUACAUAACGACAUAAAGGAACAUUUGGGUGUCGUCGGCUCGUCCCUAAGUCGCAGGAUACGCGGACGCGGCGCAUAUCAGCAAGCCUGGGGAAGCGCGACAGAGCGUACUUCGCUAUUACCCGAGGGCGCGGUAGCAACGGCCAGAAGCGCUCCGGCCUGCUCGUUUUCGGGCUAUCACACGGCCGAGGUCGGGCCGAACAAUAACAAUCCAUCCGCCAGUGAAUUUGAGGAAGCGAUGGUGGAUGUGCAGGAUAAUAGUAAUGCCGUCAACACGUAUAACGUGAAGACAAAAUUAUUCGAGAUGCAAGAUAAAAAGGAAACGAAUGGGGAAAUUAUAAAUCAAGAACAUGAGGAAUAUCAAUAUUUGAGACUUCUCGAGAAAGUGAUUAAAACUGGAGCAAGAAAGGGUAAUCGCACUGGUACUGAUACUUAUUCCAUAUUUGGUACACAAUUACGAUUUAGACUGCAAGAUGGUGUUUUCCCAUUACUGACAACCAAGAGAAUAUUUUGGAAAGCAGUAGUCGAAGAGUUAUUAUGGUUCAUCAAAGGAUCAACAAAUUCUAAAGUGUUAACAGAUAAAGGUGUACACAUCUGGGAUGAAAAUGGUUCACGUGCUUUCUUAGAUUCCUGUGGCUUUACUGACAGAGAAGAAGGUGAUUUAGGACCUGUCUAUGGAUUUCAAUGGAGAUAUUACGGCGCAGAAUACAAGAAUAUGCAUACAGAUUAUACAGGACAAGGAAUUGAUCAACUGAAGGAAGUUAUUCAUAAAAUUAAGUAUUCUCCAGAUGAUAGACGUAUCAUAAUGACUGCUUGGAACCCAACUGAUAUACCAAAAAUGGCAUUGCCACCGUGCCACAGUUUUGUCCAGUUUUAUGUAAGUAAUGGAGAAUUGUCUGCACAGCUCUACCAAAGAAGCGCAGAUAUGGGUUUGGGAGUACCGUUUAACAUAGCAUCAUAUUCCUUGCUGAUCUGCAUGAUUGCUCAUGUUACUGGCUUAAAGCCAGGAGAAUUUGUACAUACCAUGGGAGACUGUCACGUUUAUGUCAACCAUGUAAGCGCUCUUGAAGAACAAAUACAACGCAAACCACAAGAUUUUCCUAAAUUGAAGAUAUUACGGGAGAUCAAAGAUAUCGACGAUUUCGUUGCCGAGGAUUUCAAAUUGAUAGAUUAUAAUCCGCAUCCCAAAUUGUAUAUGAAAAUGGCUCUCUGAAGUGUAUUUCUUAAAACAGGGCUCGAAUAAGUUACGGAAGUGACAGUUUGCGACUAAGUGUCUGCUGGCAGACAAAAUUCGAGAAAUAGAUUAACCAAGCUACUGCAAGAAGUCGAACGAUAUAUCAAUGGGAACACGGUAGUGCAAUCCAUGGACGUAGUAUAUAUGGACUCCGCAUACGGCCAGAAAAGUGAAGCCAACAUGUAGAGACCAUAGAUAUAAUAUAUAUAGUAGACUCCACAUAGUCAGAAAAGAGAAGCCAAUAUGUACAGCCCCUCUGUUCU